UCAAGAUGGCGGACAAUAGCUCGCAGAACAUAGAUGAUCAGCUUGAGAAAGAACAUUUCCUCCGUGUUUGUAAUGCCUUCAAGUUUUACAGAACUCACUCCCACAGACGGAUCAAUGACUCGGAGAUCUCCUACAGAGCUUUAUCCAAAAAACACAAGGAACUGGUGCCAGACUUUCUUGAAAAUCUUGAGAACAUCCGGACCUGUGUGGACCAUAACUAUGAAAUCAUCAAACUUAUAUUACAUGAUGCAGAAUACAUGUUUGAAAAUCAAACACAGGAUACCAUAGAAAAUUCAGAAGAAGAUGUUAAACAGACGUUUCCCACAUCCGCUGACAUGGACAAAGUGAGAACAACCCUUAAACAGUUUGUGCGAGAUUGGAGUAGCCAGGGUCAACAGGAGAGGGAUGCCUGCUACAGGCCUGUUAUAGAGGAGAUCGUAGGCAGGUUUCCACCUCAGUUAUGUAAGCGGUCAGAUGUAAAAGUGCUGAUCCCUGGAGCUGGACUGGGGAGGCUUGCACUGGAGUUAGCCAAGCUAGGCUUCACCUGUCAGGGAAACGAAUGGAGCCUGUUCAUGUUACUAGCCUCAAACUUCAUCCUCAACAAAUGUCGGGAAGAGAACAGUUUGAUCCUUUAUCCCUGGGUACACCAGUGGUGUAACAACAAACGCACAGAGGACCAGACGAGGGCCGCACAUCUCCCCGACAUCAAUCCCGGAGAUCUACCGGAGGACUCAAACUUCUCAAUGGCAGCGGGAGACUUCUUGGAAGUAUACAGAGAAUCAGAAGAAUGGGACUGUGUGGCAACUGUUUUCUUCCUGGACACAGCACGCAAUGUGAUAGCCUAUGUGGAGGCCAUCUGGAAGAUUCUACAGCCAGGGGGCUACUGGGUAAACCUAGGUCCGUUACUCUACCACUACGCAGAAAUGGCAGAUGAGAACUCCAUAGAAUUAAGUUACGAACAAGUCAAGAAAGUUAUAAUAGAAGUGGGAUUUCAGUUUGAAAAAGAAGAAAUGGAUAUAAAAUCCUCAUACACACAGAGUGUGGACAGUAUGUUCCAAUAUCAGUAUAACAGUGUCUUCUUUGUGGUACGCAAACCUCUAUGACCCAGUCCUUGACGUAACGUCGCCCAAAAACCUUUAUUGUACGCUGUGUGUGAUAAUGUAAUUAAUAUAUAUUAAUAUAUUAAUAUAUCCGAAAAAAAGGAGCAUUUUAUUAUUCAGUGUCAUCUGAUCACACAGCAAGAUGGGAUUUUAAAAGGUUCUUAUCAAGAUAGAGGAACAUCACUUUUUCCAAAAGAAUACGUACUUUUAAGAGUAACACAUUUUUUAAGAACUUGAUUUUCUGUUUGCCUUGUUUUUGAUAUUUCCCACUGUUAAUAAUAUGUAGCAGGAAAGAGAGUAGUGUGCCUCCACCAGGGAUUUAACCGGCAAUUCCAGACUUCCUUGCAAUUGGGUCGGACUUUUUACGAUUGAGCGAAAGGGAAAUUCCCUCUAGCUCCUGAUCAAAGCUAGAAGGGUACCGUUCUCCUAUGUACAAUUAAAAUCUGUCAAACUACUCCCUCCUCUUCAAAUGCAUUUAGCCUUGAACACCACCACCCUAGUUCUAACAUUCCGUCACCACAGGAAGGGCCACGGACACCAUUUGUGAUUGGAAAGAGAGAAUUGUGCCUCCGAUGGGGAUCAAACCCGUGGUCCCAGAAUCUACCACCGAGCUAAAGGGAAACUCCAGCUAAUUUGAGUCAUCUGUAAUCCAUUGUACAUCAAUAUCUGCCACUAAUGUUACAUUCAACUUUCAAAAUUAUAGAUCUGAAAUGUUGUUUACUUUUGAAAUGCCAAUUCUCAGUAAGUCACAGUAAAUAUCCAAUUUUUAGUAAGGAAUAUCCAUAUGGUUAUUUUGGAAGCGGUCUGUUUUCAAAUUAGUCUUAUUUUCAAAGACAUUUAGACAGUGAGCUUUAAAUAGUAUGUUUUCAAUGCCGUCUUCUGUAGCAUGGAAACAUACUGUUAUACUUAAGCAAUGAAUGUUUUAGCAAAUGUUGUUAUGGUCCUAUAACACACAUUGCCAUUGAUGACACACUGAAUAAAGCCCUUUAUAUCAGAGUGUCAGCAAUAUAAAUGUGUGUUAUAGGACCAUAACAAUAUGUGCUAAAAUUAUUCAUUGCUAAAAUAUUCAUUAUGAUCGAGUAUAGUUAAUUAGUUAUUUCGUACAGUUCUUUGAAUAGCAAAUUAAGCCUCGACAACAAUGAAAUUGAUGACGUCACAAGAGAAAGUGUUGUUAUAGUCUCAUAACAACAUUUGCCAUCCCGAUGCAUUGCAAUGGAAGGAUGCAGAGCAAAUGUAAAUGUAGGUUUUUAAACGAAAUUUAAAUUAUGUUUUGUCAAAAUGUUGCAAUAAUAAACUAUGAAAUAUGACAUGAACCUUUAUAAUAUAUCCAACAUAUCUAGGCCGACAGGAAUAAUGUAGUGCCUUUCUGGAAUACAAGACAUAUUUUUAGACCAGCUUUAAUUUCUUUCAAAACAUUUGAUUAUCCAGAUUCUGUGGUAUCGCGUUUGAAAUCCUAGUCACAAAGUUGGAAUAUUUGUUUCUUAUAUUUCAUCCAUUCCGAUGUCUUUGGCAUAUACUGUGAAAUCACUAAUUUUCGUGGGUUUUGUUAAUAUGUUGAUUUUAUGGGUUAUCUUCAUCCACGAAUUCACAGGUUUACGAUCUAAUCGCAAGUUUGAUAAAAAGCAUUUCUCCAUUUGAGUUGGGACUCGUAAUCCACAAAUUCAUGUACCCACGAUUAAUUUUUUUUGGUGGGAAACCAGGAAAUUUGAGCCCCACAAAAAUAUCUGAUUUCUGAGUACUUGCAUUGACUGUAUAUGGUUCGUAGCCGGACUCUAUAUGAUGGACAUGCACAUUUUAAGCUCACCGGGUCCGAAGGACCAAGGUGAGCUUAUGUCAUAC
Messenger RNA from Mizuhopecten yessoensis (Yesso scallop), 2939 nucleotides. RefSeq names its product carnosine N-methyltransferase-like. Bases 6 to 1103 code for a protein of 365 amino acids. The record is from RefSeq and is a predicted model, not a curated record. The transcript is spliced from 8 exons. Gene Ontology annotation, molecular function: S-adenosylmethionine-dependent methyltransferase activity. Lineage: Eukaryota; Metazoa; Mollusca; Bivalvia; Pectinida; Pectinidae.